AUGUGGAGAAGUGAAGCGACAACAAAUAGGGGCUUGGGGGCUUGCCCCCAACAAGCUAUGAACCCGGCUGGAGUGAGACUGCACAGUAUCAAAUUUGAUGAAUUGAUGUUGCGUCCAUAUGCUUUCAGUAGCUUGCUAGGCUGUACCAUUGCACUGUCACUUUGUCAGACAGUGGUCUUCAAAAUGUCAUAUUCUGUUUCUAACACAGCAUCACCACCAUGGAUUGGUAUGCAUAUCUGCAUAAUCAAGGGCAAAUACAAGGCUUAUCAUGGUUAUGUCCACCAUGUCAAUCCAAGCAAUUUGAGUAUCAGUAGAUUGAAGAUUGUGGUUGAACUUUUAGCCCACACAUACAAUGGCACUAAUUCUCUGGUGACUGUGGAAUAUGAUGGUAUCCGGGAAUUUGAACAUUGGCGGACAUUAGCUGAAGUCCAACCAUUGGGUCUAUAUCAAACAUCUUACAAUCUCCGGCCAGAUUAUUUUCCACCACAACUUGAUGUACCAUAUAUUCCACAGCCUGGGCCAGAAGUUGUUCCUGCUUCACCACACCAUUUCCUGCUGCCUCGGAUGUUACUCUUGAUACCUUUCGGGGUGUUCAGCCUCUGGAGAAAAUCAAGCCUCAAGAUCUACACUGGAUACUUAACCAAAAAUCACUUGUUUUCAUUGAUCCCACUCAUUCCUUGCAUGAAGGUUAUGCUAAAUGGGUAUAUGUUGAUAAUGGAAUUGUAUCACUCAAGAAGCAGGGAGGGCAUACUGAACAACUUGAACUUGCAGUUGUUCAAAGGCCCAUGGUUCCCCCAGCACAUACUUGCAAAUCACUCCUGGCAAUCAUUGAAGGGAGUCAUUUUGGUAAACUAGUGUGUUGCAUUUACUGGACAAGGGGAGAAUGUGGAGAAGAAAAACUAUGGGUUGCCAUUGCAAUAAAUGCAGGGACUCUUUCUGAAACACUUCAUCAUAAUGUUCCCAGUUUCUAGAUCACAUACUGUAGCAGUGAAAACAGAUGAUGAGGUGG
Molecule: messenger RNA, 1009 nt
Organism: Lentinula edodes (shiitake mushroom)
Lineage: Eukaryota; Fungi; Basidiomycota; Agaricomycetes; Agaricales; Omphalotaceae
Exons: 7
Coding region: 1-855 (284 amino acids)
Source: RefSeq, a predicted model, not a curated record